Nannospalax galili (Upper Galilee mountains blind mole rat) is the source of this 3587-nucleotide messenger RNA. RefSeq names its product gastrula zinc finger protein XlCGF26.1. Lineage: Eukaryota; Metazoa; Chordata; Mammalia; Rodentia; Spalacidae. Bases 662 to 2461 code for a protein of 599 amino acids. The transcript has 4 exons. Gene Ontology annotation, molecular function: DNA-binding transcription factor activity, RNA polymerase II-specific; RNA polymerase II transcription regulatory region sequence-specific DNA binding. Gene Ontology annotation, cellular component: nucleus. Gene Ontology annotation, biological process: regulation of transcription by RNA polymerase II. The record is from RefSeq and is a predicted model, not a curated record.
AGGUAUCUGCUGAGUUCAUGAGAAAAGGCAGGAAUGGAGGAGAAACAGACUCUUUCCUCAUUUUUACACACCAGAUAUUGUGUCACAACACUUAACUUCUAUAUUGAGCUUCCCCGGGCCCAGGGUAAUCAUUUCGCCCAAGGAAACCUCCUUACUGGAGCCCUGAAGAUACGCUUAAGGAGAAGGAAAGACUGCAGCAGCUCGGGGACACGGAAACACUGGCGCAUCUGGAACCACCACAAUCUCCACAGGUUUCUCCUUUGUGGAGACUGAGUCUCCAUCUCCACCUCUACUUAUGAGUCUCCAACUCCGUCUCUACCGCGGAGGUUCUAUCUUCAUCUCUACAGCGGAGUCUCCAUCUCCACCUGUACAGCCAUGUCCACUUCCCCCAUGAUUGACGCUGGGGAACUACAUUACCCAGAGGAGAGCGCGGGGAGCCUGCGAGAGGGCUCAGCCAAUGAAAACAGGGGUUUCUUUUCUGCAAAUUAGGACGGGGAUUUCCAGCUUUGCUUUUCCUGGAUUCUCUGGCUGGGUUUGCGUCCAGCUGGCCAGGGGAGGAACGGAGUGAGGAGCACGGCUUAGUCCUGUGGCUCCGAGUCGGCUCUGCGGCGCCCCUUGACCCGCGGGACGGCCCUUGUGUCCCUCUGGCCGGCAGAGUCAGAUGGCAGCGGCUGUGCGGGGAGACCCGAGUCAGGGCCCUGUGACCUUUAAGGAUGUGGCUGUCUACUUCUCAAAGGAGGAAUGGACACUGCUGGAUGCCUCUCAGAGACUGCUGUACCGCAGUGUGAUGCUGGAGAACUUCUCGCUCAUGGCCUCUGUGGGACUUGUACCUUCUGGAACCCAAGAAAUCAGUCAUCUGGAGCUGUGGGGAGAGCCCUUCAUCCAGGCACUGGGAAUCAUGACUCCAGCUAUGUGGACAGGUUGUUGGAAUGGAGUGGAGGCUGAAAAUGCACCUGCUGUGCAGAGUAUUUCUACAGAUGAAGGACUCGGUGCGGCCAUUCCCCAGCAGCAAAAGUCGAGUCGUGGUGAGAAGCCCUUACAAAUAGAAGAGGCCAGGAUCUCUGUAAAGAAGAAUGGCACAAAACGCCAGUUGAAGAAUUUACGAAGCAGGAACAAUGGGAUGGACGUGCAUCCCAGCCCAGGUCUUAGGCAUGAGCUGACUCGUGGGGUCGGGAAGUCAUCCAGGAACUCUAACAGUGGAGAGGCCUGUCCCAGUGGGAACAGCAACUACCAAUGCAGUGAUGGUGGGAAAACCUUUAGUCAGAAUUCUGUACUUACUCAGCACCAGACACUACACCCAGGAGAAAAGCCUUAUGAAUGUAGUGAAUGUUGGAGACGAUUUAAACAUAAAUCUAACCUUCUGGUACACCAAAUAAUUCAUAGUGGAGAAAGACCGUAUGUGUGUACCGGAUGUGGGAAAUCCUUUAGUGGCAAUAGUGACCUCAUUCAACACCACAGAGUCCUUAAUGAAGAAAAGCCUUUUAGGUGCAUUAAAUGUGGACAGUAUCAAUGCAGACUCAUUCAACAUCACAAAAUCCAGACUGGAGAAAGGCGUUAUAAAUGUGAAGAAUGUGGGAAAUCCUUUCUCCGAAAUUCUCAUCUCAAGGAACACUUAGUUGUUCACACUGGUGAGAAGCCUUUUAAGUGUAGUGAAUGUGGGGAAUCAUUUAGGUGCAGAUCCACCCUUAAAAAUCAUUUCCUAGUUCACACCAGGGAAAAGUCCUAUGGAGAAAAGUCCUAUGUGUGCAGUGAAUGUGGGAAAGUAUAUAUGGAAAAAUCCAGGCUUAUAAAUCACUUGCGAAUUCACACUGGAGAAAUGCCUUAUGAGUGCAGUGAGUGUGGGAAAGUGUUUAGGCAGAAAUACAGCCUUAUAAGUCAUUUGCGAAUUCAUACUGGAGAAAGACCUUAUAAGUGCAGUGAAUGUGGAAAAGCAUUUACGGAAAAAUCCAGCCUUCGAAACCAUCGGCGAAUUCAUACUGGGGAAAAACCUUAUGAGUGCAAUGAGUGUGGAAAAGCAUUUUCAGAAAAAUCCAGCCUUCGAAAUCAUCGGCGACUUCAUACUGGGGAAAAACCUUAUGAGUGCAGUGUUUGUGGAAAAGCAUUUUCAGAAAAACCCAACCUUAAAAUUCAUUACCGAGUUCAUACUGGGGAACGGCCUUUUGAGUGCAGUGAGUGUGGGAAAGCAUUUAGUCAGAAAUCCAGCCUUAGAAGUCAUUUGCGAAUUCAUACUGGAGAAAAACCUUAUGAGUGCAGUGAAUGUGGAAAAGCAUUUACCAAAAAAUACAGACUUAACUGUCAUAGGCAAAUUCAUACUGGAGAAAAAACUUAUGAGUGCAGUGAAUGUGGAAAAGCAUUUACAGAAAAGUCCAGCCUUAAAAGUCAUAACUGUGUUCUUGCUGGGGAAAAGCUUCUUGAGUGCAAUGAAUAUGGGAAAGUGUAUAGGAAAAAAAUCCAGCCUUAAAUGUCACAGGUGAAUCCGUACUGGAGAAAAACCUUGUGUAUCGGUGCAGUCAAUGUGAAAAAGCAUUUACAGAAAAUUCCAGUAAGCCUUUUGAGUGCAAUGAAUGUGGGAAAUCUUUCAGGAAAAACUGUCACCUUACAAAACACACAGAAAAAGUUCACAGCAGAGGACAGCAAUGAGUGUGGGAGUCUUUCCUGAACAUUCCAGCCUCAUUUAACAUCAGAGAGUUCACACUGCAGCAAAGUCUUUUGAGCUCAGGGAAUGCGGGAAUGGUUUUCCUAGCACUUCUGGCCUUUAUAGACACUGGAAGAUUCCCAGGUGAUGGAUGCAUUGUGAGUGCAGUGAACACGGACAAUACCGUAGUUGUCUAAUGUAAUUCCCCAGCAGAGUGUCCACUGCACAAAAUGCUUCAGUGCUUCAGUUUGGAGAUCCUCUGCCCGUUCUUCCAUCUCUUUAGCCCCAGAGACAUCCCAGUGCUGGAAUGAGUCACACAGGCACUGAUUGAUCAUGGGAAAGCCUUUGAGCAAAGGUCUGCUCUCACUAGCAACAGUAACAACCCAGAUAUGUUUAUGAAUGCAGGGAAUGUAGAAAAGCUUCAGCCACUGACCUGCUUUGUUCAACCUUUGUGAGGGAGCCAGCAACUGAGUAUUCUCAUGAGACUGGCACAUUGGAACAGUGGGAGGAUUUUUGCUAUAAGUCCCCAGUCGGGCCUUUGCCACGGUGCCACUGGGAGAGUUGAGCCCUGUGUUCUCGAUUGCUCCAGACUGGAAUGGAGUGUCCAUGUUACUGAGUUUGGAUGGCGUGGGAACAUAAUUAUGGCCUUGGUCUAAAUGACUGCUGAUUGUUCUUCUAACUGAAUGCUACAUUUUUCUAAAUAAAUGUUCAUUAGCGCUAUGCUCUUGAUGACUAUUUCAGAGAUUUUUCUGCUGUGCCUAAUUUUCCCUAGUUUUUCUGGGGACCAACUCUAGAUAGGGCCCGAUGCUCUUGCAUAGAAGUUACCAGAUUUCCUUUUAAACUUUAUUUUAUUUUUUUGUCUUUUUGAGACAGGGUCUCCCUGUAGCCCCAGCUGUCCUGGAACUCACUGUGUAGACCAGGCUGGCCUCGAACUCAUGAAUAUCCGCCUGCC